UACUUACCCGAUUUCUGUUGGUGUUCAACGGCCUUAAAAAGGAGUACUUGUGGCGCAAGCCUAAACAGCACCACAAAUACCUCUCUUGUUUUGGAGUUUCCUUCAAACAGCUUCACCACCUUCGUUUACCCUGCCAUGGCCGCCGACAAGCGAACCAUCGGCCUCGGCAUGGACUACUCGCCGUCGAGCAAGGCUGCGGCGAAGUGGGCAGUGGAUAACCUGGUGAAGGCCGGCGACCGGAUCAUCCUCAUCCAUGUCCUUCCCAAAAGAGCAGAUGCCAGCCACAAGGAGCUCUGGAAGAGCACCGGCUCACCUUUGAUUCCUCUGCUGGAGUUCAUGGAGAUGAACGUGCAGGCGAGGUAUGGGAUCAACCCUGAUAGGGAGGUACUAGAGAUCCUGCAAGAUGAAUCAAAGUCCAAGGAGGUGGAAGUGCUCGCAAAAGUUUACUGGGGCGAUGCAAGGGAGAAACUCUGUGAAGCAGUAGAUGAUCUCAAGUUGAAUACCUUUGUGCUUGGUUGCAGGGGUUUAGGGCCCUUGAAGAGGACCCUACUUGGAAGUGUGAGCAACUAUGUUGUCAACAAUGCAAGCUGCCCGGUUACUGUGGUGCGCGGACCAACCGGGUCAAAUGCCUGAUUCUGCUAAAAGAUGGGGCUCUAGGAGUGCUGAUCUCGUUUUCAUGCUCAUUCAUCGGUUAGCAGAGAAUCUUUAUGUGAGUUGGUGUCGUAACAAGGAUGGUGAUUUUUGAACCCUGCACUUAGCUUUUCCAUAUUAAUGGAAACUACCAUUGAGUUGAAUCUGAAUCUCCGGUGUAUUUCCUUCUGUUACUUCCUAUGUUGUUCCUUACUACUGUUAAUGGUGCAUGUUAAAGAUUGUCAUGGUUUACUUGCUUUAUGUGUAUGACAAGAAUGGGCCUAAGAACAAUGGUGCACUAUGGCAGGUCUUUGUAACAGAAUGGCAUAUUUGAAUUUAUAUAUUUUUGUAAAAGAGAACAAUCUUACAUAAGCAAAGAGAACAUAAAUGGUGCCAGUAGAUCAGAUAUAUAACGCUUCAUUUCCAAAUGGCACCAAA
Molecule: messenger RNA, 1068 nt
Organism: Oryza brachyantha (malo sina)
Lineage: Eukaryota; Viridiplantae; Streptophyta; Magnoliopsida; Poales; Poaceae
Product: universal stress protein PHOS32-like
Exons: 4
Coding region: 136-633 (165 amino acids)
Source: RefSeq, a predicted model, not a curated record